UUGUGGCAGCGGGUGAUGGCGACGAGGAAGUGACGUCACAGCGGCCUCCAGAACCCACCAGAGCCUCGUAGCGGCGUCCAUUGCCUCAUCUCGCCGUGUCUUGGCAGCAUCUUCGUAAAAUGUCUGAGCUGAAUAUAGAUUUGAAAGAUAAUAUAAGCAAUGAAGUUGGCCACUGUUUGCGUACGUUAGAUGCUUCAGAAGUAGAGCGCUUGCAUCGCCAAGACUUACGUGGCAUAGUUGGAGAAUUUCAGCAAGAGAAACUAGAGAAGGAGGCUGUUGCAAAUUGGGAUAAAUUUUAUAAGCGCAAUGAAACAAGAUUCUUCAAAGAUCGUCAUUGGACCACAAGAGAAUUUCAAGAGCUUAUUGGUGAUGGGGAGAAGACUCGUUCAUUGUUAGAAGUUGGCUGUGGUGUGGGGAACUUCCUUUAUCCAUUACUGGAAGAACGCUUGAACCUCUUCAUUUAUGCCUGUGAUUUUUCACCCCGUGCUGUUCAGUUUGUCAAGAGUCACUCCCUGUAUGAUGCUUCAAAGAUGGAUGUAUUUCAGUGUGACAUUACAAAGGAUGAGUUGAGAGGCAAAUUAAGUGGUGAAGUAGACAUAAUCAGCAUGAUAUUUGUCUUAUCGGCUAUACACCCAGAAAAGUUUAAAACCGUUGUAUCCAAUUUGUACGAGUGCUUGAAACCCGGAGGAAUGGUUUUGGUUCGGGAUUAUGGAUUGUACGAUAUGGCCAUGUUGAGAUUUGGCCCUGGAAGCAAAUUGGGCGAACGCUUCUACGUUCGUCAGGAUGGCACAAGGGCCUACUAUUUCACGGACACAGAGAUGUGCUUGCUGUUUGAAGAAGCUGGGUUUGUGGCUUCCAGUGUUGGUUAUGUGUCUCGCCAAACUGUUAAUAAAAAGGAGGGGAUUAAUGCUCAGAGGAUCUUUGUUCAGGCCAAGUUUGUACGACCGUCUAAGUGAGAAAUGCCUGGGUGGAGGAUGCAUCGAUUUUUCUGGCCCCUUUAUUGCAGGUCUUGGAAGUGAGCUGUUAAUGACCAAUACAUUCAAGUAGUGUAAAGGAAGGCCUAUGAUGUGCUCCAUUGAAAAUGUAAGAAGUGGCUUGAUAUCUCCAUUGCUGAAGACUGGUGCCCUAUUCUCAAGGUGUAAUAUGAGCUGACAUUGUCACUAGUGAAGAUGGGCCACGGGAUGCUGCAGAAAUAUUUACCUGGAUUUACAGAACUACCUAGUAGGAAAAUGGUUGAAUCUUGUUCAUUGCUGUGCCUUGAACUUGUCUACAUAUAAUGCAAGGGAUGUUCAGUCAUAAUGGAAGAAUAGAUGUGCUACAGGAUUGCUUGGAUGAUUGAAGCUUCAAGUUGGAUGGGACUGUUAUUGCUUCUAUACAUGCAGGGAUGUUCAGUCAUACUGAAAGUAGAUGGUUUGGUAUGCUAGCCCAAUUGUUCAUAAUGAUUGACAACUGAAAGAGCUAUUUGAAGAGGAAACCACCUUCAAUGUUAAUGAAUUCUUCAAAAAAUUGAAAUGCCUGGGUGGAGGAUGCAUAGAUUUCUACGGCAGUUUUAUUGCAGGUCUUGGAAGUGAGCUGUUAAUGACCAAUACAUUCAAGUAGUGUAAAGGAAGGCCUAUGAUGUUCUCCCUUGAAAAUGCUGGCAAGU
Messenger RNA from Procambarus clarkii (red swamp crayfish), 1645 nucleotides. RefSeq names its product tRNA N(3)-methylcytidine methyltransferase METTL6. NCBI's taxonomy places the organism in Eukaryota, Metazoa, Arthropoda, Malacostraca, Decapoda, Cambaridae. The record is from RefSeq and is a predicted model, not a curated record.